This is a messenger RNA of Syngnathus typhle (broad-nosed pipefish), 2216 nucleotides long. RefSeq lists its product as uncharacterized. Bases 81 to 1295 code for a protein of 404 amino acids. Lineage: Eukaryota; Metazoa; Chordata; Actinopteri; Syngnathiformes; Syngnathidae. The transcript has 10 exons. The record is from RefSeq and is a predicted model, not a curated record.
GGACAUUGUUCACUGUAAUGCAAAAAGCUGGCCAGACCAGAGGCACGAACGUCCGUGACUAAGACCAUCCACUGUUCAUCAUGUGGUGCCACCUGCUCGUCUUGUCGCUCCUCGUCUGCAGCUCCCAUGCAUCCACCUUCCUGAGCGCGGUCAUGAUCUACGACCCCUCCGUGAAUAAUACGGUGGUUGUUCGCUCCAAAAUGACCUACCAAAACGAGUGCCCUGAUUCCUUUUGGACGUGCCAGUCAAAGAACUGCACCCCAGGUGCAUCUCGGGUCGCACUCACUACUACUAACACAACGUGUGAAUAUGACGUAGAAAUAUAUUAUAAUGUGACCCAGACCUCCAAGUUGGUGCUGCGCCUUUCUGCUCCAGUUGUCCUCCAGUGGAUCAACGUCACCAAUAACGUAACAGAGGUGGUGGCCAUCGCACACGCACAUACCUGGACGAGGUCCGACACUGGCCGGGCAAACGCGUCCCCCCGAGCCAACGUGCUGCCCGUUCUCAGAGUCGCCUCCAACUGUCAGAGGAACGUGACGCUACCCACCUUCGACCCUGACGGAGACGUGGUGAGGUGUCGCUAUCAAAACGCAACAUCUGUUCUCAAGCUCUCGGCAGAUUGCAACAUGUUUUUCGCGCCAAGCAUUGACAUCGCGGAAGGUGCGUACGCCGUGCAGGUGCUCAUGGAGGACUUCCCUCGCCAGAACAUCACGCUGGCUUACGGCAGUGGGAGUACGAAUCUCACAAGGGAGGAUCCCCUCAGCCAAAUCCCCGUCCAGUUUGUUCUGAUCGUGGGUCCUCGGGCGACGUCCUGCGUGGACGGAGAGUCCCUGCCUGCCUUCAGGGUUCCUACACCAGCCAACGGAGAUCAUCUCUUCGCCUCAGUCAAUCAGACCCUGAAAAUCCCCAUAAGUGUUUUCGGGACCGAAAAUCAGAGCCUCAGUGUGCUGUUUAGCGGGCCGUUGGACAUGACUGAUAGGAACUUUGAGCUGGUCUGGACGCCGACUGAGAAGGACUUGGGUCUAAGUCACCCAGUUUGCUUUGUCCUCCAAACGGUUGACUUUGGACUGAUCACACGACACUCAGAGAUGCGCUGUGUCAUUGUGACGGUUCAUCCUGUUGUGGUUACAGUGACAGCAAGGCUCCAGUCGGCAUUCCCGCUGUCUGCGGACCGCAUCGACGUAGCCCAGCUGAAAGCAGAGCUGGUGUUACGAGGGCUGCCCUCUGACAUCACCCUGAAAUUGGUGAGCUUCAGCGAGACGGCAACGACAACACAAAGCUCCAUUGUACCCUGAGCAAAGUGGGAUUCUGGGGCCUUCACUUUGUGCCAAUGUCAAUUAUUUAUGUUCAUCAUUCAUACGUCUCUCAUUGAACACAUUGUCCGACCAAUUAUUUUUUUUUUCAUAGCGAGUACACACAUUCGAGCGCUUGCCGAUAAUAAGCAGUCUUGAUGUCAUUACAUCUGUGAUCACAAUUGUGAUUAAAGUGUUUUUAGUUUCAAUUUACUUAUAAAAAAAAAAAAAUAGGUUCGGAAACAGAAUCUUGUGCUAUCGGUGAUGUGGUAUCGGAACUUUUUUUUAGUACAGACAUAUCAUAUUGAUGCCUCUGUAGUUUUUGCUGCAAAAAUGAGCUCACUAAGCAAUUUUUUUUUGUUUACCGUAUUUUCCGGACUAUAAGGCGCAGCGGACUAUAAGGCGCACCUUCAAUAAAUGGCCCAUUUUAAAACUUUGUCCUUAUAUAAAGCGCACCGGACUAUAAGGCGCACCAUGAAUGCAUCGUGUCACAUUUUUAAUCCUAAUCAAAUCAUUCUCCAUUUUAUCUUUUUUAUUUCAAUUUCAGACGCAACAAAUUACUUUUUAAUCACAAAAUAAUGAUCCAUAGUCGUUUUGAUUCAUGAUUCAUAGUCUUCAGCGGGCCACUCAUGAUUGAUUUCAGGACACAAUUGUUCGGGCCAGUUUAAAUUUAGGAAUUGGGUCCAUAUAUAAGGCGCACCGGACUAUGAGGCGCAGCGUCGGCUUUUGAGAGAAUUUUAGGAUUUUAGUGCGCCUCUUGAGAGAAUUUUAGGGUUUUAGGUGCGCCUUAUAGUCCGGAAAAUACGGUAAUCCUGAUUUUUGAAGAAAAUACAAUCAAGAAAACAAAAAUAUAUCUGUCUUUAUUUCUUAUUUUAUCUCAAAAUGACUUCUUUUACAUGCACAAUAAAGUAACUUUUAAAGAGC